CUCUGCGCUCUCCACUCCACGCAGAACCGCCCGCGACUAUUCGCGGCUGCUUUGGCUGCUGCUAGCAGGCUUUCUGAUCUAGGUCAGGGACCCUGCGCUUGCUCAACCGUAGUUGCGCCUUCAACUCUGUGUUCCACUUCACCACCUCGCACCACCAACCCAGACCAAGACCCUCUCCUCCAGCGGUCAGCACCACGCCCAUUGUGCCUCCUGCUACACGCUCCGCCGCCGCGUGCCUGGUGCCAACGACUGCUCUGCCCGCAAUCUCCGUGCCGCCCUAUCGUGAGCACCGCAGGACCAUCGAGACACUUGCGAACCAUAUUCCGCGCCUGCUCGCUGUGGCCCUUGGCGUCGUGCACUCCACGCCCACCCCGUGCGGCCUGCGAGUCCUCUUGAGCAAGUCGAGAGCCAUCGCCCCCGAGGCAGGAACGCACGGCUGCGCUGUGGCAGCUUCGACACUCGCUUGCACUGCACCGCACUCUCGCUCGAAAACCGCCUCAUGAUCCGGCAUCCGUACUAGACUGACGCCAUGACCGAGGUGCUAAGCCUGCCCAUGCAGCCGGAGUCCUCGCCAUAUUAUCAACCAUCCGGCCCUCUGAAAGCCUCCAUGUCGUCCUCGUCACUGUUCUUCGACCCAGAAGCACCUCGAUCACCCGCCGCACGCCCGGCAUAUACACCACAUGCAGAGCACCAAGAGAACGUGCCCGGUGCUGCGCAGUGGAACGGCAUAACACCACCAGCAUCUGCAACACCCUCCUUCCCAGCGAGGUCUCGCGCCGAAUCCGAGGACUCCGUUGCCAGUAGUAGCAAUUCUUCGGUUACGAGUGACCUUAGUGAAGACACCGACAUCACCUUUCCCAACUACGACGGCGAUUGUGCUCCAGGAGCCCACAGUAUAGGAAACAGCGACGAACCCGGCGAUACUUCGGCCACGGACACCACCAUAUCAGAUUCACCGAUCCCGACACCUACGGUUGUCGAUGACACAGCUGUCAGACAAGAGCCCUCCCGACAAGUCGACUUCCUCAGCCAUGACUGGAGGGAGGAGGACAUUUGGUCAUCGUGGCGCCAUAUUGUCUCGCAGCGGAAGACGGUAUAUGGCGAGAGGUCGAGACUGGAGAAUGCUUCGUGGCGAACGUGGGCCAAGACAAAGUUCGAUCUCCACACUGUGUCGCCUGAGAGGCUGAACUGGCUCAAGGAAUCAGACGUCACCUGGCUUUAUGGUCCUCUGAAAGUGGCUUCCUCAUAUCCCGUGACGGACCGCACUGGUUCGCAAAUAACGUCACCCAUGUCGAAGAAUAACUCUUUUAUCAACAAGAAGCCAAUCUUGAAGAAGCGAAGCGUGUCCGAGGUCAUGCUCCAGAAGUCCUUAUCCACCUCGUCACUGGUCAAACAAGCUGCAGCGUCAGUGCAGGCACAGGGUCGUCAGUAUCGACGCUCCGGACCUGAAGUCGUCGACUCAAAACUGCACUCAGAAACGCCGAGCCGGGAUCAGGUCGACUACUUCACCAGUCGCAGCAACAGCACUGUCGACACACCUUGCGAGAACCAGGAGAAACGCCACAUACGUUUCGAUGACCGUGUGGAGCAAUGUAUCGCUGUUGACUGCAAAGAUGUUGGUCAAGACGAGGAAGAUUUCGAGAGUGACGACGAAGGAGAGCAUCCCGAGCACGCGAUUUCUGAUUCCAGCAGCGAUGAUGGAAUUGUAAUGAUGAAGCGGAAGAAGCGAUCAGGUGCAAAACGACGACCUACUGGUAGCAGAAGCAAUUCCGCCAGUGGGAGGAAAAUCAUCGAAACAUUGCCCGCGACUACACUAAAAUACCGCACAGACAGUCCGGACAUUACUGAAGAAGCCCGACAUCAUACUUUUGGGCGCUCCUGGAGUACGGGAAACCUAUCACCAAGUCCUUCACAAGAGACUCUACGACCGACAAAUCCGUCUACCAACUUCCUGUUGCCCACGGAUGACGAUGCAGAGGAAGAGGAGAUAGACUCCGAUUCAUCGUGGAGCUUUGGUGCCAGCAAUCCAAAAUCGUCCCUUGGAGCAUCAUUAAAAGGCUCUCGAAGUGGUGGCAAAUCACCCAGACCAGUUGAUUUCCAGGUCGAGGGAAUGCGGCGAACAGAGAGUGGCAUGUUCAUGCCUAUGGAUGAGGACGAGGACGAUAUCGUGGAGGCGGGGUUGUUUGGACGCGUGAGCGAGACAAUCAAUACCGCGCGGGAUAUCGCCCACGUAAUAUGGAACGUUGGAUGGAGGAAGUGAAUUCUCCCCAUUCUUUUCCCAAGCCGCUUUUUAUGCGUUCUCCAAUCCCGUCCUCGUUACCACAUAGGUGCUCGCCGCGGCAUGGCGACACAACGAAAUUAUACGCAUCGGUCAUACGCAACUGUAUGAUCGGGAUUGACGCCGAUUAUGACAUAUUGUAAUUAUUACAGCGAGAAAAAGUUGCUGAUCAUAGACAUGGGGAAUGGUGCGGUGGGCGGACUGCAUUUGGGUUCACGAGCCUCAUGUUGGGAUGGAUCCCUGGGCGCUUUUGUACAAUCCAAGGGAGGCCACACAUGCUUCAAAUAUGCACGCGCAUUGACUGUCAGC
This is a messenger RNA of Cercospora beticola, 2587 nucleotides long. RefSeq names its product GATA-like domain-containing protein. NCBI's taxonomy places the organism in Eukaryota, Fungi, Ascomycota, Dothideomycetes, Mycosphaerellales, Mycosphaerellaceae. Gene Ontology annotation, biological process: cellular response to glucose starvation; protein catabolic process in the vacuole. The record is from RefSeq and is a predicted model, not a curated record.